This is a messenger RNA of Dentiscutata heterogama, 185 nucleotides long. NCBI's taxonomy places the organism in Eukaryota, Fungi, Glomeromycota, Glomeromycetes, Diversisporales, Gigasporaceae. The record is from the annotation of a GenBank genome assembly.
AAUAUUGCGAUGAGCCUGAAGUAAAAUUACUAUGUGAAUUUGAUAUUGACUUAUCUGAUACUCAUUUAGAUCAAGAUAAAUUGCUGUCUGUUAAUUUAUGUUUUGGAAAAAUGGAAAUAAUUGCAACUGUAAAGAAUGAGACUAAUGGAAAUAUUUGUCGUUAUACAUCUAAAUUAGAGUUUUAA